GGUGUGAGAGAGAGAGAGAGAGAGAGAGAGAGAGAGAGAGAGAGAAGUGACUGUAGAGUGAUGGGACCGGGCUGAGGGAACAGCAGCGAGUGAUCACUCUCCAAGCUCGUAAUGACAGCAGGUAGACAGAUGUGAAGGAUGACUUCUUGCUCAGAGAUCUGUGGGUCAGAGUAUGUUGAGCAAGCUCAAGCCAACGGGAAUUGCCAGCAGUAUGGAGUCCGCUCUUAUCUACACCAGUUUUAUGAGGAGUGCACAGCUUCUAUCUGGGAACGUGAUGAAGAUUUUCAGAUUCAGAGAUCACCUAGCAGGUGGAGCUCUUUACUCUGGAAGGUCUGUCUCGCGUUCGGCACCCUAAUCUUGUUUGCAGGCCUCAUUGUUGUUUUGGUGGGUUAUGCCACUCCAACCAGAUACGAGGCAUUUGGCGAGGAUGAUCUCCUUUUUGUUGACAGCCACGCUGUCAGUUUCAAUCGCGCACUGGAUGUGUGUAAGCUGACUGGUGCUGUGUUGUUCUGUGUGGGAGGCACCUCCAUGGCUGUGGGACUCCUGCUGUCUGCCUUUGCCAAAAGCUACUCCAAAGAAGAACUGUACCUGCAGCAGAAGUUUAAGGAAAGGUUGGCAGAUCUGCACGCAGUUGGUACCCCCAUAAUGAGAGCACCAACCCCCGGAGAGGGAAAGGUGCCAGUCACACUUUCCAAAGUCCAGAACAUCCAGCCAGUGACCACAAAGUCAGAGACCUGACAGAAGUCCAGAUGAAGGCGUAAAGUGAAGAAGUGUGUGUGAUGAGUGUUUUGGUGCGCAGACUGUGUGCGAGAGCGAACACGUGUAAGCUACGUGUGAAUUUCUUUCUUUUGAAAGGUCAGCUUACAUGUCCUGUAGUAUUGGUUAUUCAUCUUUAUUUGCUGUGUUUGACAUUGACACUUCAUUUUAAAGUUAUAUAGCAACAUAUCCUCACACCUAAACAACAUAAUAGGUUGAUUUUUACCCCAAACAACUCAUACGGCCGUUCUAUUCACAGCUGCGCGGUCACAUACUUCCGUUACAGUAUGUGACCAUUCUAUUUAAGGUAACAGGUGCCGUUUUAAACAUGUAGUAACCAUAGACAAUUUUCAACUAGUUAAGUUUAGGCAACACAAAUAUGUCGGGUUAGUAAAAAAUCAGGGAAUGGCUUAAAAUACUAAAAUGAGGACGUAACAUAGCGAUAUGGAGGUUAUUGCGAUUAAGGUCCAUACACCGAUAGGUAAAACCUAAAUUUCAUGAGAAAUGAACCCCAGUCUCCUGAGUGAAAGUCCUGUAUUUAUGUGACCCUAAUAGGAAACGUAAUAUUCGGCCGUUAUAAGCUACUUGCAAAAUCAGCCCAUGUGGUCAUUUUUUGGCUGAGCAAAGUUUAAGCUUUCUUUUUGGACAUCAAUUGUAUGAAAUGUAUAGUGAUCCAGUAAAGCGCAUGCAGGUCUUGACCCCUGCCCAGAAAACAAAACACAGAAACAAAUCGAUGGAACACAGCCGCUGAACAACAACAUCGUAGCUUCCACCGAGUAUUUUUUCUGUCGAGAGGAUUCACAUCUUGUAAAAAUGAUAGCGUUAAUGCUGGAGGGAGUAGAUCAGCAGAUGCAGUGUUGUUUGAAGUUAUUGGUGAUAGGCCCCUGUUGCCAGAAAAUGAUCAAAAGAAGCACUGAACAAAACAACCAUUAUCUAUGCCUAGUGUCUAAAAGGCAUCAGAGGAUGAGUUUCUAUGUGCUUUGUGUGUACAUGUAUGUGCAGCGCAACUUCAUCUCAACACUCAGUCAGAGCUGUCAGUCACAAAACGCACAGUAUACGUACAUAUUACAUAAUGUUUACAUGCAAUAAAAAGUCAAGAGCAGUCUGAACAAAUUUUCUGCUAGAAGUUCACACAUCAACAGAUUUGCGAAAAACAGAUUAGAGCAGACCUUCAGGGUAGAUUUAACACUGACAUUAUCUUCUGUCUUAUUGGGACUCUGACAUUGUCUCCCUCGGUGAAUCUUCAGCAGGAUUUAUAGACCAUACUAAACCAGACAGACUGAUGAAAAGUGCAUUAACCCUGACGGAAAAAGCAGAACAACAUAAUCUGUCAAUUAAAAAAACAAUCCUAAUCAAACAGAUUACUAUCAAGGUAAUACAAAUAAGGCAUUCUUAAUGCCUUCUACCUCUAAAAAAAUAUCUGUUUUUAAGCAUGCUCUUCCUUUCUUUGUCUCUUUCUCUUCCUUUGAGAAAGAAAAGCAUGUAGACACACACCUAUCUGACCAAGCAUGUACAUUUUUUGCAGUUGGUAGUCGUGAGUUAGAGACGUGCAGGUGCUGCUUGUUGAAAUGAAGACCAACCAUGUGACAGAUUAUACAACACAACAAGGGGAUAAGGAGAGCUCUCCAGUGAGAUCACACAUCAGCUACAUGUGUUUGACAGCGCUCAUUGUUUACAGUCUGUCUGGAUUCACUGAUGCUUUCAACAAUAACUGCCUUCCUGUGCUCAAACACAAAACUUGAAACUACAUUAAGCUGAACAGCAUACAGCACUUAUGUACCACUAAAGCUUUUUUUUAUUUUUCAAUUGGUUGCAUAUUCACUUGCGUAUUAUGUAAGAAACAGAAGUUACAUCAAUAAGGUUUUUAUUUUAUCUAUUGUAUUCAAGCUUGCCACUCACAGGCGCUUCAUCUUUAAUUUACAAGCACAAUAAGCUAAAAAUUGCCAUGUUUUUCUGCUUUUUAAAAAUGCAGUGGAUUUGGAAAAUAUUUUUUUAACUAUUGCCACUUUAAAUUUUUAUGUUUGUUGUUGCUUCUUGUUUAGUUGUUUUGUAUCUUUUCCCAACACCUUUGUACCUAAACCCCAGAAAGGGUAGAUUGUGAAGUAAUGAUUGUCAAAACAUUUUUAAGCGUUCUACUGUAUUUAGCGCUGGGACAAGCCCUCCUGUGGCUGUAUGCAACACCUGACGUGAACUUGUGACCCCAGUGGCACUUCUAUUUAAUGUAACGUCCAAAGUUUUAAACACGUAGUUAAAAUGGAUUAAGUUAUGUUUAGCUAGGGCUAGUGCAACAUCAGGAAGUGGAUCCAAACCAGUUAAGUAAAACUACUAAAGUGACAAUGACCAUACAUACCUUCACGGAAUUAGGUCUGUAAAAGUUAAAUUUUUGUCAAUUUGACUUUUUGACUUUUGGUUACAUGGGACAUGAAACCAUGUCUGCUGAAGGAAGGUUGUGUGUUUAGCUCACCCAUCCACAAGACUGUCCUCCGCUAAAAAAAAAAAAAAAUGGAAAAUUGUGCAUAAGGAGGCAAGUCGGGGGGGAUGAGUUAAAUAAAUACAGGAUUUCUACACAGGAGACCGGAGCUUGUUUAUCAAUGAGAUUAAAAAUACACAGCAAUUUUCUUUAACUUUACAGAACAAACUGAAAUACGUCACGCUCUGAGUCAGGUGGGUAACCGGAAGUGAAGUAGCGCAAACCACAAUCUUUUUCUGAACUUAAGUUUUUGUCUAAACCUAACCAAACUGUGAUGGUUUAAAAUCACUAAAAAAAAAGUAGUACAUAGUACACCAUUCACACACAAUUAUAGACUGUGGCGAGGCUGCCAUACAAGGUGCCACCUGUUCAUCAGGUAAAGCACAGCAUUGGAGGCAACUCUGGGUUCAGUGUCUUGCCCAAAGACACUUCGACAUUGGACUGCAGGGCCAGGGAUCAAACCACUAACCUUCCAAUUAGUAGGCAAGCGCUCUACCACUGAGCCACAGCUGCCCAAAAUAAACAUAUAGAGUAUGUGUAUACUUGCUUGGAACAAUUUUUUUGUGGUAGUCACAGUCCAAGUGCCAUCAAGCUACAUGCCUCCAACUGUGCACCAAUGCUGCAGGUCUUUCCAAACAUUGUAUCCCCUUCAAAUCUCUAAAGCAACAAUGCAAAAUACAUGAAACGAUACAGGUUAUGUAUGAACACGUUAUAUAAGCUAUAAAAGCUAUUGCUAUGCUAGCCAUCUAUGUUCAUGUAAGGUGACCUUCUAACAUCCCAAAACCUUCUCUCUGUUCUGUGAUGUAAUUUCAACACAUUUGGUCUCAGAUACAAAACAAACAUGUAUAACUAUAAAGAACAAUAUACUGAUAAUGAAGACAUGUUCAAGGAAUUUACACAACCACUGUAAAGUUCCAAACCUACAGUAAAAGAAGAAAAACCCAGCUGUUAAACAAUCUGUUAUGAACAAACCAGUGGGGUCCGAGUGUUACAAAGUGAUCAAUAAAUGUGCUAACUUGUAGUUUCACGCUAUGAAUUGUGAGUUUAUUUUUAUCCUUACAUUGACCAAACAAUCCCAAAUCCAUUAUGGGAUUAUAGAGUGUUGAUUCAACACUCGAUAAUAACAUCACUAUCAAAUGGUAAAUUGAUAAUUAGUUCAAUAAUAUAGUUAAUAUGUUUAAUUGUCAAUGGUGAAUAAUUGUUUUGUGAACCACCUAUAAACAUUAUCUGGAUGAAUGUUAUAAAGUUGCGACUGCAAUGCUUCUAAUAGAUUAUUUUCAAAUUGACUAAUGAUCAAUAAGUGGGUAAUAAAGCACCAAGUAACAUUAAUUUAGACCCAAUUCAUAUUUUUUCGUAAUCAAAGAAAGAGAUGAUUAUGAAAUAUAUUCCUGCACUGACUAGUGAUCGCUAUUUAAAUAAUGCAAUGCAAUUAUUAAGCAUUAACAAGGUAUUAUAAUCAUCAAUUGCAACUUUAUUAUAGCCAUCCAAAUAAUGUUUAUCAACAAAUUACAAAUGAUUUCUUAAAAGUUUACAAAUAAUUUGGUAAUCAUUAACAAAUACUUAAUAUGAUAUGUAAAAUGGCGUAUGUGCUACAAUAAAAAGUUAAAAUAAUUGUUGAAUCACUCAUAAUUAGUAAACAUUUUUAAGAAUUUUGUAUUGUUUGUUAAAUAAAUAAAUAUUAAAUUAACAAUUAACUUACCAAAUAUUAAUGAUGGUUAUUAUAGGGUUACCGUGGAUUCUCCUAGUAAA
Etheostoma spectabile (orangethroat darter) is the source of this 4975-nucleotide messenger RNA. It is a transcript of the gene nrsn1, whose product is annotated as neurensin 1. The record is from RefSeq and is a predicted model, not a curated record. The transcript is spliced from 6 exons. Gene Ontology annotation, cellular component: neuronal cell body; neuron projection; transport vesicle. Gene Ontology annotation, biological process: nervous system development. Lineage: Eukaryota; Metazoa; Chordata; Actinopteri; Perciformes; Percidae. Bases 139 to 738 code for a protein of 199 amino acids.